Molecule: messenger RNA, 3741 nt
Organism: Toxotes jaculatrix (banded archerfish)
Lineage: Eukaryota; Metazoa; Chordata; Actinopteri; Toxotidae
Product: NHL repeat-containing protein 3-like
Exons: 3
Coding region: 291-1352 (353 amino acids)
Biological process (GO): proteasome-mediated ubiquitin-dependent protein catabolic process; negative regulation of translation; protein polyubiquitination
Molecular function (GO): ubiquitin protein ligase activity; protein binding; translation repressor activity
Source: RefSeq, a predicted model, not a curated record
ACACUGUUCUGUUUUCGUUUAGGGCUCAGAAGGAAGUGAAUUCAACAUUUUAUGUGGUUAGUGGCUUUCAAAUCACAAAUAUAGAUAAUUAUAUAGAUUUUUAACAUUAUAGCAUCUUAAUACGUGACAUUAACGGUAUGCUUGUUUCGGAGCAGACUGUAUAGCUAACGUUAGAUGACUUCAGACAGUGUCCUCUCCGGCGGUGUUACAAACACUUAGAUUUUAGCUAACGCCACCAGGAUCCUGAACCAGGAUACUGCACGAAGCCCGAGCCAGAAGCGAAAGCACAGAUGCUGGUGAAAAAGAGAGGGCAUACGUGUUUGAUAGUUUCCAGUAUGGCUUCGUUAUUCCUGCUCAUGAUGGUGCUGUACGGCACCAUUGGCACACAGCAGCCAGGCAGCUCCAGCCUCAGACAUGACUACCAGCUGCUGGGCAGACCCCUGUACAAACUGGACCUGAGCUGGCCCAAGAACCCAGAGCUCUUCAUCGGAGAGGUGUUCGGAGUGGCCGUCGACCAGUAUGCUGGUGUUGUGUAUGUGGCACAGAGAGGUGACAAUGUGCCCAAGGUGCUGGUGUUCACCACAGAUGGAGAUUUCCUCAUGCCCUGGAACACAACCACCUUGGAGAUGCCUCAUGGGAUAUUUUUAGCAGACUCAGCCUCAUCAAACCCCACUGUGUGGAUCACAGACGUGGGGAACGGCCCGUAUGGACACUGCAUCAAACAGUACUCGCCAUCUGGGAAGCUGCUUCAGGUGCUUGGUACACCAGGGAAGGCAGGCUCUGGGUUGAACCCUCUGCAGUUUGACCAGCCAGCUGAGCUCUUCGUCCACACCUCUGGGGAAAUGUACAUUGUGGACGGUGAUGGGGGAAUGAACAACCGCCUCAUCAAGCUGUCUAAAGAUCAGGAGGUGCUGUGGAUGCAUGGAGAGAAAGGACAAGGCCUGGCUCAGUUCUACAUCCCCCACAGCGUGACUGUGGACAAUGCCCAAAGGGUGUGGGUGGCUGACAGAGGCAACAAGAGGAUCCAGGUCUUUAACUCCAUCACUGGGGACUGGCUGGGGACGUGGGGGAGCUGCUUCACGGAGGACGCGCCCUACUCUGUCCGCCUGACCCCAGACAAGAAGUACUUUGUCGUCGUCCAGCUCAAUACCAAUCAGAUUUCGCUACUGGACGCACCACCUGUGGGUUUAAUCGGCCAGUGCCGAGUGGUCAGUGUGAUCCAGCUGGCUGAUGAAGUGAAGCCCCACCUGGUAGACCUGGACCUAAAGGCCGGGGCUCUGUAUGUGGCUGAGAUCGGAGCCCAGCAGGCUCAGAAAUUCACCCCCUUCAGUCUGGGUGGGAGUUUUCUGUAGAGCCAAACUAGGUUUUAACCGAAGAAUUUAAAUGGCAUAAUAAAUCAGAAAGCUGUGCCAAUCAUAAGCAUUUACCAGCUAAUUAAUUAGAAAUGCACUGAAAAUGUUCACAUGCAUCAUUAUCUAAUUUGUAAUCAUGUGAUCCAGAAAAAAAAAAAAAAAAAAAAUCACAAAACCAUCUGAACAUGGCUAACCAGGCUCUCAGGUGUCAGAGUACUGGGAAAAAUGAAGCUCUUUUUCCCACUGUGGAGCCGUAUCAGGGGAAAAUAACAGAAAUAUAAUGAUUAAAGCAAAUGAUCAAACCAGAUUCAGGCUGCUUUCACACAUGAACAAGACAUUAUCCAGAGGAGCUGGCUGAUGAAGUGACAUACGUGUGAAAGCAAAUGUCUGAAUCAGUCUCCUGUUGGUGUGCUGCAUAUGUGAAUGGGCAACUUCCAGACAACGUCCCGACCUGAUUCUCUGGACGUUGUCCAGAGUUCAUAUGUGAAAGCGGCUUCUGAAUCAGCGUGCACUCGUUAUUAAAGGAUCAAGAUCAGAAAAACGUGGACAAGUCACUUCAGACAGAGGCUCCUGUUUAUGGGCCUCCAUUUCCCAGUCAGUAAUCCAUCCACGGUGGCAAUUAAUUUUUUUUUUUAAAUCCAUUUUGUCCUCUGACUAAGCAAAUGCUGGUUUGACUUAGUGACUUAGGGACAUAUCACUGAACAACUAUUUAUUGAUAAAUUCAAAUUCCAGUCAUUAGUUUUAGGACAAUAAUAACAAAAUAAUAUACAUAAGUAAAGAAAACCAGGUUUCUUCACAAUUAUCUAUAAUUAAUAUUGCACAUCACAGCAUUGUAUGAUGAAAUUACAGAUUUAGUCAUUUUAUGCUACUCACAAAAUGUAUAUAUAUAUACACACAUGUAUAUAAAUGAAUAAGUAAGUCAAACUAAAUUUAAAAAAGUAAAUAAAAAAAAAAAAGCUGCUCCAAAAAUCUUAUCGCUUCUCAGACGGCAGCAGGAUGGUCUCACCCAUAUCGCCCAUGCUACCGAUGAUGUCCUGAUCGGUUUUAAUCAGCUGCUGCAGAGCCUUCCCGUCCUGGGCCACACCCCUUUUGUGAAGUUUCCUGUUCGUAUGCUUUCUGUCGUUCCUCCGUACAAGUUAACAAGAACUCAUGAAUUCAGCCUUCCUAAUUUUCUGUCGAACGUGAACAUAUGUGUGAUGAGUUUUUCAUUGUUUUCUGCUGUUUUUAUAACUUUUUUUUUUUUUAAUUCCAUUUUCUUUUCUUCACUGCAGACACUUUAAACCCUUUUGUGCUUUUUUGCCGUUUCAGCCUUUAAAGGGCCCCUGUGCAGUUUUCUUGUAAACAGAUUAAAAAAAAAAAUUGUAUCCUUGUCAAGAGGAUUUCCUUCCUCAGAAAACAUCAUAACCAAUCAGAUUGGUUAAGGCAUUUUAAAUUGAUCAGUGUGUGGACACGAUAAACAAAACAGGGAUAAUGCCACUAGGGGUCUGAAACUUCACAGGGGACCCUUAAGCCAGAUUGUGGCCCUUUUGCGUGAUUGCACAUGUAUACAUGUGCAAAAGACGAGAACUGAAUUGUUUUUGCACUGUUUAGUCUGAGUUGUCCGUAAAUACCAUUGAACCCGAGAGCAUCCCAUGAUGCAGUGAAUAAACACUGUGUACAAUUGAUUUUAUUCUUUCUGGGGAAAAAAAAAAAGAAAAGUUGCCAUGUUGUAUGUGUACAGUUUCCUCUCAGUAAUCUUGAUGUAUGAAAUGAUUUGUGCUUGGGUGUACAUUUCCUGUGUUUACACAAUCGCCUGUGUUCUGAGAUGAUCGUUACUGUGAUAAAUCGUACCGUGACAGUUGAACUGUUCUGUUGAAGUGAAACUCUGUUGUGAUUUAGCUGGAGAUUCAGGGAGGCAGUUUGUGGUCACUUGCUGCUGUUAGUUCAGCAGCUCUAACAGGGGCGGCAUGGAUUUUUUUUGAACAGCUGAGGGCAUUAGCCAGCCAGGGGUGGGCUAAUGAAAAGAUCCUGUUACAUUAUGGGGAUUGUAGGAGUUUGAGGACACUCUGGUCUCUGCUGCUUCAGUUGGAUGCUUUCUGAGUGCUACACUAAAUCACUGGAGUACACUUCUAAUGAAUAUAUGAUUGAUGUGUUAAAAACACAUUCAUUGAGGUUUCUAUCUGGGAAACAUUGUGUGAUUGUUCUUUUGUUAUAUUUUAAAUCACUUGAUUUAGUUUAGUUUAGUAGUAGUAGGCUAGAAGUGAUCCGGAUGUUCCACUUCCUCAUGUCUCCAGUCCUGGAAACAUUCUUAAUGAACGUCUUACUGAUGUUAACAGAGCAGACUGUUGUUCUCAUGAUGUAUAAAUUAUUGUCUUUGAUAAUAAACUAUGUGUUUUUGUGGUGUCAUAUU